AUGGAUCGAUACAUGGGAUCCACGAUGUUUUGCAAGGAGUGCAUGGCGGAGAGCGAUAUUUACGUCGAUCCUCGCGCCGGAGAGAUCAUCUGCCGGACGUGCGCGGUUGUUAUCGGCGAGCGAUGCAUCGAUGACGGGGCCGAGUGGCAGACAUACGCUGAAGACAGCAAUAAUGGCAGGGCUGACCCGAACCGUUGCGGUGACGCUGCAAGCCCUCUCCUGUCGGCGAAGUCGGGCAUGAACACCCUUAUCGAGGGCGGGCAAGACUCGAAGCUGACGGCGAAGCUGCAGAAGCUGCAGGGCAUGGCCGUGAAGGAGUCUGCGUCGGAGAGGGCUCUCAAGAUGGACUUCUUCGGCAAAGUGCGCGAGUUCGGGAACAGGCUGGGCCUCACGCACGCCAUGCAGGAGCACGCGUGCCUGUUGCUGCGGAAGGCGGAGGACAGCGGUUUGUUCAAGGUCAAGAAGGCCGAGCGAGGCGUAGCCAUCUGCGUGGCGGUGACACUUCUCACGUGUCGGCAGUGGCGACGGGGUCAGACCAUGAAGGAGAUGUCCACCAUGUUCAACGUGUCGCUCAAAGCCCUCAACAAAGCGGUCAAGAAACUGAGCAACUUGGAGAUCGAAAAGGCGCCGUCGCUCCGGGGGGAGCACCACAUCCCGCCGCUCUGCGACAAGCUGGGGCUUCCGCCGUUCGUGUCGGUGGCGGCCAGGCACACGGCGCAGCAGGCGAGCAGAUCAAAGAAGGCGAGAAAAACGCAGCAGGCGGUGGUGGAGGGGGAGACGUGGGAUGUUGGGCCGGCGGCGGUGUCGGAGGCGGGGGGGACGACGGUGAUGGCGAUGAAGCGGCCGUUCCGGGCGAUGUACGAGCAGCGGGGGCGCCUGUUCACGGUGGAGUUCCUGCAGAGGCGCGCGGCCAAGGAGGUGACGCUGGAGACGCUCAAGCCUAUCCUGGUGUGAUUGGUCGACGGUGAGGAGGCGUCGCACCUGUUGGGGGAGAGAAGGAGUUCUCGCGAUGUUGUCCCUUUUCGUCUUGGCGGCGAGACUGGUAACACGAAGGGGGGGCGAGGGUGACAAGAGCUUGCUCUUUUUACUCUGUAUUGAGGGAACGUGCUUCUUGUGGACGUCAAAAGGCGGGUAAAGCUGUCUGCUUUGUGUUAAUUUCCCCCUUGUUAUUUCUCCUUGAAUUUUAGAGAAACGGAGGUCGCCGGUCUACGGCUCUCGAGGGACGAUCUGGCAGGUGGUAGUGAGUUGAAGCGGUUCAGUGGCCCCCAGUCCCCCUUUCUCCUAUCUUUGUAGGGGAUACAUCAGAUGGUUCGUCGGGGUGGGGUAGGGGAGGGGUAGCGAUUCUCGGAAUUUUGUGAUUGCUCGUGAGACCUUCAGGCCGGAAGGCAGGCAGAGUAAUCACUCAGCGCCGCGCCCCCUCCCACUCCUUCCACAACGAAAAAGUUUGACCGUUUUUGUUUGUUUGUUGCCCUAGAGGUAACAUUGUUUCGGUGGACUUGAGGUGUUGGGCGCUGGAUGGGGUAAUGGGGGAUGAGGACCGCUUUUUAGGUCCCGGGGUGGGUGGGGAGGGAUUGAAACAUGUCGGCGUUGGCUGCUGAUGCUGCUGCUGCUGCUGCUGUCGUUAGAGUACGAACCGGGUUCGAAAAGAGAGAGGCUUGUACACUAUGAUAGGAGGAGGUUGGGAGGGACAGUUGCAUAUAGCUCGUCCGCUGUGUCAAAAAAGCAGCGGCGGCGGCGUCCCUCCUUUCUCCUGGCCCCACCCUCUCUCUUCGUUCCGUUGGUCUUGGAGGUGACUCCGUAGAGUCCUUUCGAGGUGUAUCCAACCCGCCCCCCCCCCCCUCUCCCUGCCUCCUCCUUUGUUCUCAUGGCUUGUCCUUGGCCUGAAAAUAGAGAGUGUUGCAUAGUGUCCGAAAGAGGUGCGACACACCAGACAAGGCGGAGAAAUGUUUCCCAUUCACAUGCAUGUAAUAGUUGUCUGUGGUGUGUGGGUUAUUGCAUGUGUGUGUUUAAGUGUCUCUACUGCUAUGUGCGUUUUUUUGUCUGGUGCGGUGAGUGUGUACAAAACGAAAAAAGUUAAAAAAUUGUUGUUGUUCCGCCUAGAAGGUAACUCGAUUUACCCUUUGCCCUAUGCGGUUCACGCGAUGUACGCAUUUUAUUGAAAAAUGAGCAUUUCAGAAUGCUUUC
Messenger RNA from Ectocarpus siliculosus, 2184 nucleotides. The record is from the annotation of a GenBank genome assembly. Lineage: Eukaryota; Phaeophyceae; Ectocarpales; Ectocarpaceae.